CAGCCGCCUGCAGCGAGGUAGGGGCUGGCUACAACUAUCUUUCGUGGCUAAUGAAGAAGGGGAGAAAACAGAAAGGAUAAAAAGAACCGGCCCACGGACGGCUGCUGAGGAGGGAGGCGGCACCACUACCCGCAGUGCCACCCUCGCUGCGCUGCCUCCGGCGCGGCCGGGCCGGGCCCAGCGGGGCCGCCCCUCAGCCCUUCCUAACGCGGCAGGGCUGGCCGGGCGCCUUAUGUAAGGGCAGAGGCGGGGCCGGCACAGCUGCGGGGGCGGCGGCGGCAGCAGCGCCAUGUCCUGGUACCGCAACACGGUGUGGUUCGUGAAGGGGCUGCGGGAGUACACGAGUUUCUCACAGGUGUCUCAUGGUUUGUUCAGAGGUGGUUACGAGUCUGCUUCCAAGCGCUUCAACCCGGCUGAUGUGGAGGUGGAUGUGGCUGGAAGAUCCUUCCUGGUCACUGGUGCAAACAGUGGCAUUGGCAAGGCCACGGCCAAGGAGAUAGCGAGGAGAGGUGGCACGGUUCAUCUGGUUUGCCGAAAUAAGGAACGGGCUGAAGUUGCCAAGGAAGAAAUAGUGACAGAAACGGGCAAUCAGAAUAUCUUCUUGCACAUUGUGGAUCUAUCUAAUCCCAAGGAAAUAUGGAAGUUUGCUGAAAAAUUCCAAAAUGAACACAAAUUAAAUGUGUUGAUCAACAAUGCGGGAUGUAUGGUGAAUAACAGAGAGUUAACUGAAGAUGGACUUGAAAAAAACUUUGCAACAAACACUUUGGGUACAUACAUCAUGACAACUGCCCUGGUGCCCCUCCUGGAAAAAGCAGCUGAUGCCAGAGUGAUAACUGUCUCUUCUGGGGGCAUGCUAGUUCAAAAAUUAAACGUAUCUGACUUGCAGUCGGGAAAUGGGCCAUUUGAUGGAACUAUGGUGUAUGCACAGAACAAGAGACAGCAAGUUGUCCUGACAGAACAGUGGGCAAAGGCUCACAGAAACAUCCAUUUCUCCGUGAUGCACCCCGGCUGGGCAGACACUCCAGCUGUGAGGUCGUCCAUGCCCGAUUUCUACGAGAGGAUGAAGAACUCGCUGCGCACAGAGGCCCAGGGGGCUGACACCGUCCUGUGGUUGGCCGUGUCGGCUGAGGCAACAAAGCUGCCCAGCGGCUUGUUCUUCCAAGACAGGCAACCAGUCCCUACACACCUGCCCCUAGCAUACACCCACAGUCCACCAGAGGAUGAAAAGAAACUAAUGGAGGUGCUGGAAGAGUUCUCCCAGAAGUUUAAAGCAGCUUCUGCAGGAAUUUAGUGUCUCUGCUGACACAGUGUCACCACAGAUCUUCUAAUUACAGACUAACCUGCUGCUGAGGAUGCCACAGGCCUGGUAAAAAUGAAUUAGGUUCAGGUGUUCUCAUAAUGAGGCGGUAGAGUGGCACCUGUGUCAUUUUUUUCUGCUGCCAAGUCUCUCCCCAUUGUCACUAUGCAGCUGCUGCCUAAAGACACUCUAGGGUUGUGUUCUUUGGAUUGGAAGAAAAAUUGGGAAGCAUUAAAUAAACCCUAAGGCUUUGUAAAGUUACUUAGAAUAAUUUAGAACACUCAGCAUUAAAGAAAUGCAGAGGAGUGUACUUUCAGUAGCCUUCAUGAAGGACUUCAGGAAAGAAGUGGGACUGUUUUAAACAACUUUUAACUGCUGUAUUUGACAGGUUGGUGGCUUCCUUCACUGCAUGAGGAUGGUUGGGCUCAACCAUGUAACUGGGAAGGCAGAAACUCUCUUGCAGAACCUGCUUAAUUUAAAGGGAAGGAUUCCUAACGGCUUUCAGUUUCUAUAAAUUAGUGCUGGUAUGCAGAAGUGAUCUGCUUCCUCAUGUUUAAACAGCAAGAAUUCAGGAACACUGCCAAAUGCCUUCCACAUUACUUUAUGGCGCCAGGGCUGAAUAUUAUCCCACUUAUGUCAAAAUACCAUGAAGUAGGAGGUUUCAACACAACACACCCAGACAUGGCUGGAUCCAGCAGAGAAAUGGCUGCAUGACUGUAGGCAUAAAAAGAAGCAACAUGCUAAGUUGUACUUGCUUGCCAUUUCUGAGAGAGAUUAAAGGGAAUUGUUUUAUCAUUAUGAAUGGGUUAAGAGGGGAAGGGAACACUGAUAGGGCACAGGCUUUAGAGGAGAAUUCACCUCCUCAUGAGAGGCUUGUAUUUUAUCUGGAUCUGUUUACUUCCAGACAGAGAGGACAGGAUUAAUCUUACCUGCUCUGUGGACAUUUGAAUGAUUGACUUUCUCACUGUAAAUCGAUAGAGGGAAAAAUGGGCUUUUUCACAGAGAUUUACUGGAUCUACACACCUAGCACCUACAGUGCUGCAUCUUUCUAAUAGUGCUGAAGACAAUCAGCUCAGACUAAGAUAUUCUGGUGGGACUCAUUUUGUCUUAAUUAUUUCAGAUUUACUGCAAAGCCAAGACUGUUAUUAACAAACGUAACACCUUUUCUCCUGAACUGAGUGUGUUUAUUAACCAACUGCUUCCAGAACCCAGCCAAGUUGCUGCACUGUUUCACAUGUGGCUCACACCAGUGUGGUAGGACCAAGGACGUAAACUCAAAUAUAACACAGAUGUUCUUGAGCUCUCUGCAGCGAAUUGCAGCUAAAGACUGCUGAUGGACAGAGGAGAGAGAUGCUUAUGCCUGCUUUACAUAAUUUAGUUUCCUCCUGGCUGAUGGUAUUUCCUCAUUAUUCAAAGAUCUAAUAAGUAUCAGUUUAAGAAAAAACUGCUUUUUUCAGCAUGUUGUCAAUCUCCUUGGAAAUAAAGACUUUACUGUCAGAGAGGUGCUGAGAAAAAUUCUCCCACUAUAAGCAGUGCUGAGACAAGUCAGGCUGUCAUAGCUCCUCCUGCAGAGGCUGGGUCAGCAUUCAAACUAUUGCCUCAUUUACAAACUUAACUCCUUGUACUACAGUGAAAGAAAACAAAAGCAAAGCUUGUACAGAGGUUUAUUUCCUGCAAAUAUGCUAUUAACAUUUUCUGUGGUUUCAACUUAAAUACAGUUACCCAAAACAAGAGCAUGGCUGGAAGCAUAUAUAGUAACUACAUUUCUUAACCCAACAGCUGCAAGGCUAAUGAAAACAUUUGCAUUAUUUAGUAUUUACAUCCAUUUGCUCCCAGCUCAGCAGUACAGAAGAAAAGUCUAAUGACUGGUAUUUAAAUAGUUCAUAAAAGUAAAAACUGCACUAUAUAUGCAUAUAUUUAACAUAUUUCAGGCCACAUUCUGCACUAGUGUAUUUGAAUAGCCGGUAUUUUUCAUUUUGUGUCACAACUUAAAAAUGAAGCCAAAGUUAAGAAAACUGCUUUAAUCAAAGUUUGAUCACAGUGUCAAAGAGCAACAUGCUAUGGUUUAAGAGCACUUGUGAUUUAAAAAGAACUAAACCAUAGGAACAGCAACUAGGAACAAAAGGCCAGAGUCUCACACACUUUGGUACUAUGUCCUGCUGAUGCUUUAUUUCAGCCUGAUUCCACGAGAGCAAACAUGGCAUGUGGCUGCAAGCCAGCGAGAGGCUUUGUGUUAGUGCAAGCCAGAAUGACUUUGCACCUUCAUGUUAGUGAAUGCAUUUACAGACUCAUGGAUCUGCUGAGUCAGAAGGGACCCACAAGGAGCAUGGAGUCCAACUCCUGGCCCUGCACAGGCCACCCCAAGAGUCACACCAUGUGCCUGAGAGCACUGUCCAAAUUGAACUCUGUCAGGCUGGUGCUCUGACCACUGCCCUGGGGCGCAGUGCCCAACCACUCUCUGGGAGAAGAACCUUUGUGUAAUAUCCAACCUAAACCUCCCCUGACACAGCCUCAGGCCAUUCUUUUGGGCCCUGGCACUGGUCACCACAGAGAAGAGAUCAGUGCCUGCCCCUCUUCCCCUCACAAGGAAGUUGUAGAUUGUGAUUUCCCCCAAGUCUCCACUUUUAAAACUUUAUGAGCAAAAUAAAAAUAGCAUACAAUGACAGAUGACCAGAAAAUGAAGGUGGCACAACUCCUUGCUAAGCAUUGCACACUGAGAGUCUGAGAACCCACCUGGUCCAUGGGAAUGGAAUGACAAGCACAGCAGCUGCUCUUGCCACCCUUUCCUGUCCAUGCACAGCCCAACACUUCUUGUGACAGCUUUGAGGCUUUCAUGACACUGACCUCACUCCGAUGGCUUCACAUUUUUCUUCAUUUUGUGAAGUCAUGUAGUUGGGACAUUUUUGCUCUCAGGGAUCUUGCACAGGAAUGUAGCACCACAGGGCACAUGUGGAGUUGGUCAUUUCCAUAUCUCCUAAUGGAAAGGCAAAGCCCAUCAUCAGUGCAGCAGGACUGACUGCAGUGAUGCAGGGGCCAAUGCAACUUCUCCUUUUGUCUUGGAUGAAGAUUUUAGGAGGUCAAUGUAAUAGGUACCAAACAGUUUUGUAAACUGCAUUUUGUUUUAAGUUUCAUUUCUGGGUCAUCUUUAUUCAUUGUUUAAAAAUAAACCCAAAUAAACUAAAUCAACCUGCUGCUGACUAAA
This is a messenger RNA of Prinia subflava (tawny-flanked prinia), 4499 nucleotides long. RefSeq names its product dehydrogenase/reductase 12 (gene DHRS12). The coding region runs from base 290 to 1291 and encodes 333 amino acids. The record is from RefSeq and is a predicted model, not a curated record. The transcript is spliced from 10 exons. NCBI's taxonomy places the organism in Eukaryota, Metazoa, Chordata, Aves, Passeriformes, Cisticolidae.